GCCCCCCCCCCCCCCCCGUUGAAUAUUCAGGAGGCGGCCGAGUGGACGCCCCAGCGAGCCGCCAUGAAGCUCAACGUGGACGGGCUGCUGGUCUAUUUCCCGUACGACUACAUCUACCCGGAGCAGUUCUCCUACAUGCUGGAGCUGAAGCGCACUCUGGACGCCAAGGGUCAUGGAGUCCUGGAGAUGCCCUCAGGCACCGGGAAGACAGUGUCCCUGCUGGCCCUGAUCGUGGCCUACCAGAGGGCUUUUCCGCUGGAGGUGACCAAACUUAUCUACUGCUCACGGACAGUGCCAGAGAUCGAGAAGGUCAUAGAAGAACUUCGCAAGCUGCUCAGCUUCUAUGAGCAGCAGGAGGGCGAGAGGCUGCCAUUCCUGGGACUGGCUCUGAGCUCGAGAAAGAACCUGUGCAUCCAUCCCGAGGUGACACCACUGCGCUUUGGGAAGGACGUGGAUGGCAAGUGCCACAGCCUCACAGCCUCGUACGUGCGGGCACAGUACCAGCAGGACGCCAGCCUGCCUCACUGCCGCUUCUAUGAGGAAUUUGACACCCAUGGACGCCAGGUGCCCCUCGCUGCGGGCAUCUACAACCUGGACGACCUGAAGGCCCUGGGGCAGCGGCAGGGCUGGUGCCCUUACUUCCUGGCCCGAUACUCGAUCCUGCAUGCCAACGUGGUGGUUUACAGCUACCACUACCUCCUGGACCCCAAGAUUGCGGACCUGGUGUCCAAAGAGCUGGCCCGCAAGGCUGUGGUGGUCUUCGAUGAAGCCCACAACAUCGACAAUGUCUGCAUCGACUCCAUGAGUGUCAACCUCACCCGCAGGACUCUGGACCGCUGCCAGAGCAACUUAGACACCCUGCAGAAGACCGUGCUCAGGAUCAAGGAGACGGAUGAGCAGCGCCUGCGGGAUGAGUACCGGCGUCUGGUGGAGGGGCUGCGGGAGGCCAGUGCAGCACGGGAGACGGAUGCCCACCUGGCCAACCCUGUGCUGCCCGACGAAAUACUGCAGGAGGCUGUACCAGGCUCCAUCCGCACUGCUGAGCACUUCCUGGGCUUCCUGCGGCGACUGCUGGAGUACGUCAAGUGGCGGCUACGUGUGCAGCAUGUGGUGCAGGAGAGUCCACCCGCCUUCCUGAGCGGCCUGGCCCAACGUGUGUGCAUCCAACGCAAACCCCUCAGGUUCUGUGCUGAGCGGCUCCGCUCCCUGCUGCAUACCUUGGAGAUUGCUGACCUGGCCGACUUCUCCCCACUCACGCUCCUCGCCAACUUCGCCACUCUCGUCAGCACUUACGCCAAGGGCUUCACCAUUAUCAUCGAGCCCUUUGAUGACAGGACCCCCACCAUUGCCAACCCCAUCCUGCAUUUCAGCUGUAUGGACGCCUCAUUGGCCAUCAAGCCUGUGUUUGAACGCUUCCAGUCUGUCAUCAUCACCUCUGGGACACUGUCCCCACUGGACAUCUACCCCAAGAUCCUGGACUUCCACCCUGUCACAAUGGCAACCUUCACCAUGACGCUAGCCCGAGUCUGCCUCUGCCCAAUGAUCAUUGGCCGUGGUAAUGACCAGGUGGCCAUCAGCUCCAAAUUUGAGACCAGGGAAGACAUUGCUGUAAUCCGCAACUAUGGCAACCUCCUGCUGGAGAUGUCUGCUGUGGUCCCCGACGGUAUUGUGGCCUUCUUCACCAGCUACCAGUACAUGGAAAGCACUGUGGCCUCGUGGUAUGAGCAGGGCAUCCUUGAGAACAUCCAGAGGAACAAGCUGCUCUUCAUUGAGACCCAGGACGGGGCGGAGACCAGUGUGGCCCUGGAGAAGUACCAAGAGGCAUGCGAGAACGGCCGGGGGGCCAUUCUGCUCUCAGUGGCUCGGGGCAAAGUGUCAGAAGGGAUUGACUUUGUGCACCACUACGGGCGGGCUGUGAUCAUGUUUGGCGUCCCCUAUGUCUACACCCAGAGCCGGAUUCUCAAGGCCCGGCUAGAGUACCUGCGGGACCAGUUCCAGAUCCGCGAGAAUGACUUCCUCACCUUUGACGCUAUGCGCCAUGCAGCCCAGUGUGUGGGCCGUGCCAUCAGGGGCAAGACAGACUAUGGGCUCAUGGUCUUCGCCGACAAGCGGUUCGCUCGGGCCGACAAGCGUGGCAAGCUGCCUCGAUGGAUCCAGGAGCACCUGACGGACUCCAACCUCAAUCUGACGGUGGACGAGGGCGUGCAGGUUGCCAAGUACUUCCUGCGGCAGAUGGCGCAGCCUUUCCACCAGGAAGAUCAGCUGGGCCUGUCACUGCUCAGUCUGGAGCAGCUGCAGUCGGAGGAGACGCUACAGCGCAUCGAGCAGAUCGCACAGCACCUCUGAACACAGGACUGCAGUGACACCUGUGGCUCCCCAGGGGGUGCUGGAAGGUCCCCGCACCCUCAGGCGAACACCCAGUCCACUGUACAGCCUUUAAUUGCAGGGAGGGGACAGCAGGAUCCCGAUCCACAGGUGCCACCCAGGCAGGGUGCCCGAUAGCCACCCACCCCCCUUCCCGAUUCCUGAGCAGCGGCGGCCACUGCAGCC
Peromyscus californicus insignis is the source of this 2550-nucleotide messenger RNA. RefSeq names its product ERCC excision repair 2, TFIIH core complex helicase subunit (gene Ercc2). Gene Ontology annotation, biological process: transcription by RNA polymerase II; nucleotide-excision repair; positive regulation of mitotic recombination. Gene Ontology annotation, molecular function: ATP binding; hydrolase activity, acting on acid anhydrides, in phosphorus-containing anhydrides; DNA helicase activity. The coding region runs from base 64 to 2346 and encodes 760 amino acids. Lineage: Eukaryota; Metazoa; Chordata; Mammalia; Rodentia; Cricetidae. Gene Ontology annotation, cellular component: nucleus. The record is from RefSeq and is a predicted model, not a curated record. The transcript has 23 exons.